Synchiropus splendidus (mandarinfish) is the source of this 3415-nucleotide messenger RNA. RefSeq names its product transportin 3 (gene tnpo3). Gene Ontology annotation, molecular function: small GTPase binding. Gene Ontology annotation, cellular component: nuclear membrane; cytoplasm. Lineage: Eukaryota; Metazoa; Chordata; Actinopteri; Syngnathiformes; Callionymidae. The record is from RefSeq and is a predicted model, not a curated record. Gene Ontology annotation, biological process: protein import into nucleus. The coding region runs from base 122 to 2893 and encodes 923 amino acids. The transcript is spliced from 23 exons.
CCAGCUGCACGCGGGAAGCUUGUGCGAGAUGGCGGUCGACAUUUGGACCGCUUAGACUGUUUCACCGCCGCACUGAUUGUUGCAUUUUUGCCUUCUUCUCUUGCGUAUUCUGAGCCGAGCCAUGGAGGGCGGCAAGCCGAACCUGGCUCUGGUUUACCAGGCGGUCCAGGCCCUGUACCACGAUCCUAACCCAUCUGGGAAGGAGCAAGCGUCUGUGUGGCUUGGGGAGCUCCAGAGAUCGAUGUAUGCCUGGGAGAUCUCAGACCAGCUGCUGCAGCUCAAGCAGGACGUAGAGUCCUGCUACUUUGCUGCUCAAACCAUGAAGAUGAAGAUCCAGACAUCCUUUUACGAGCUCCCGCCCGACACUCACAAUUCACUGCGAGACUCACUCCUGACUCAUAUUCAGAAUCUUAAAGACCUGUCCCCCAUCAUCGUCACACAGUUGGCUUUAGCGAUUGCUGACCUCGCCCUGCAGAUGGCCUCCUGGAAAGGAUGUGUUCAUACACUCAUUGAAAAGUACAACAAUGACAUCAGCUCCAUGCCCUUCCUUAUUGAGAUUCUCACCGUACUACCAGAGGAAGUCCACAGCCGCUCGCUGAGGAUCGGCGCCAAUCGCAGGACUGAAAUCAUAGAGGAUCUGGCUUUUUACUCCACCACUGUGGUCACUCUUUUGACGACGUGUGUGGAGAAAACCGGGAACGACGAGAAGAUGCUCAUUAAGGUGUUUCGAUGUCUCAGCAGCUGGUUUAACCUGGGAGUUCUGGACAGUAAUUUUAUCGCCAGUAACCAGCUGCUCAUGGUUCUGUUCCAAGUUCUGCAACAGGAUGAAACCCCCACCAACCUUCACGAGGCCGCGUCGGACUGUGUGUGCUCGGCUCUCUACGCCAUAGAGAACGUUGACAACAAUGUGGGAUUAGCGCUGCAGCUCUUCCAGGGUGUCCUGACGCUGGAGACAGCCUAUCACAUGGCUGUGGCUAGAGAAGAUCUGGACAAAGUCCUGAACUACUGCCGAAUCUUCACAGAGCUCUGUGAGACUUUCCUAGAAACCACAGUGAGGAGUCCGGGCCAGGGGAUGGGAGACCUGAGAAUACUGGAGCUGCUGCUGAUCUGUGCAGGACACCCACAGUACGAGGUGGUGGAGAUCUCCUUUAACUUCUGGUACCGUCUGGGGGAGCACCUUUACAAGAUCAACGACGCAGCUCUCCACUCCAUCUUCAGACCCUAUAUCCAGAGACUUCUGCACUGCUUGGCCCGACACUGUCAGCUGGAUUCAGACCACGAAGGCAUUCCAGAAGAUACUGAUGACUUCGGCGAGUUCAGGAUACGGGUGUCAGAUCUGGUGAAAGACGUAAUUUUUCUAGUCGGUUCAAUGGAAUGUUUUACUCAGUUAUAUUCGACCUUAAAAGAGGGCAACCCUCCAUGGGAAGUGACGGAAGCAGUACUCUUCAUCAUGGCUGCCAUCGCUAAGAGCGUGGACCCGGAGAACAACCCAACAUUGUCAGAGGUGCUGCAGCAGGUGGUUCUGUUGCCAGAGAGUGUUCAUAUAGCGGUGCGGUACACGAGCAUCGAGUUGGUUGGAGAAAUGAGCGAGGUUGUGGACAGAAACCCCAGAUAUCUUGAUCCGGUGCUGAACUACCUGAUGAAAGGUCUGAGGGAGAAACCGCUUGCGUCUGCAGCUGCCAAGGCGAUACACAACAUCUGUUCAGUGUGCAGAGAUCACAUGGCACAACACUUCCAGGGCCUGUUGGACAUUGCUCGCUCACUUGACUCCUUCGCUCUGUCGUCAGAAGCCGCCAUUGGGUUGCUCAAAGGUACGGCUCUGGUCCUCGGCCGUCUUCCUCUGGAGAAGAUCGCAGAAUGUCUCAGCGACUUGUGUGCAGUUCAGGUCCUGGCGCUCAAAAAGCUUUUAUCAGAACAAUCAACAAACGGUAAAUUAGCUGACCCGACCGUCUGGCUAGACAGACUCGCGGUCAUUUUUAGACAUACAAACCCCAUUGUGGAGAAUGGUCAAACACAUCCGUGCCAGAAGGUCAUCCAGGAGAUCUGGCCGGUGCUGUCACAGACGUUGGACACUCAUCAAGCUGACAACAGAAUUGUGGAGCGGUGCUGUCGCUGCCUCAGGUUUGCCGUGCGUUGUGUGGGGAAAGGAUCCGCCUCCCUGCUGCAGCCUCUGGUCACACAGAUGGUGAGCGUUUAUCAAGUUUACCCACACUCGUGCUUCCUGUACCUGGGCAGCAUCCUGGUGGAUGAGUAUGGGAUGGAGGAGGGCUGCAGACAAGGGUUAUUGGAUAUGUUGCAGGCUCUGUGCAUGCCGACCUUCCAGCUGCUGGAGCAGCCAAAUGGACUGAGGAAUCACCCCGACACAGUGGAUGACCUCUUCAGACUGGCCACCAGGUUUGUCCAGAGAAGCCCCGUCACUUUACUCAGCAGCAGCAUCAUCGUUCACAUCAUCCAGUGCGCGAUCGCCGCCACUUCCCUGGACCACCGGGACGCCAACUGCAGCGUCAUGAAGUUCGUCCGCGAUCUGAUCCACACUGGCGUUGCCAAUGAUCACGAGGAGAACUUUGAGGUGAGGAAGCAGCUGAUUGGUCAGGCCAUGGAUCAGCACGGUCAGCAGCUCAUCACACAGCUGAUGAACUCCUGCUGCUUCUGUCUGCCGCCGUACACGCUGCCUGACGUGGCCGAGGUGCUGUGGGAGAUGAUGACCUUUGACCGGCCGACGUUCUGCCGCUGGCUGGAGAGUGCACUGAAGGGUUUACCCAAGGAGACGUCAGGCGGGACCGUGACAGUGACUCACAAACAGCUGACCGACUUCCACAAGCAGGUCACCAGCGCUGAGGAGUGUAAACAAGUGUGUUGGGCCAUCAGAGAGUUCACCAGACUGUUCCGAUAGCUGGGACGUUCACUCAACACACACCAGGUCAAAUCUUCAUUCAGCGGUGAAACUGUAGUUGAGGAUCAGAGACGGGAUGGAGGCGGGACUUUGAAUGUGACACUCAUACGAUGGACUGUUUGGACCGACUGACGGAAAAAAAAGGGGAAGGGUCGGCCCCCCUGACCUCACCUGCAACAGGUGUCGGGUGGUCGGGUCCAGGAGGCGGAGUCAUCUGUAAUUCGAAGGAUGUGCCUGGUCGACUGUUUUUAAGAGAAGAUUUAUUUUUGGUUGUGCUGAUUUUUGUCGGUGCCAUACUAAGAGCCUCUAGUCAAUGCGCGAUGCCGUCGGCCCGACGAGCUCCGCGCGGAAACUUCACGUUGGAGGACCCGGCAUCAUCUUUGGACUUUUUAAAUAAUCGGUUUACUUUUAGUUGUUUUGCCACAAAGUGAGACACUCUGAACUCUGAGGGGGUCAGGUGAACUGACAUGAUGAUAUCAUCGAUCAUGUAGCCUUGUUGUAACCAAUUAAACAACUCAAACA